Molecule: messenger RNA, 1106 nt
Organism: Myotis brandtii (Brandt's bat)
Lineage: Eukaryota; Metazoa; Chordata; Mammalia; Chiroptera; Vespertilionidae
Gene: CD207
Product: CD207 molecule, langerin
Exons: 7
Coding region: 88-1077 (329 amino acids)
Molecular function (GO): signaling receptor activity
Source: RefSeq, a predicted model, not a curated record
CCUUGUCCUGCCUGGGGGAAGACAGAUAAAAGUUCCUUGGUGAGAGAGCUGGCCAGAAGCACCUGUAUGCAGGGGUAAGAGUGCAGGAUGAAGGCUGCAGAGAGUGAGGUCCCUGAUGCUCACUUCACUGUAGAUAAACAGAACAUCUCCCUCUGGCCCCGAGAGCCUCCUCCCAAGAUGGGUUCGUCUCCAGUUCUGAGGAAACCUUGCACGGUCCGUGCUGCCUUCGUCAUCCUGACGCUGGUCCUGCUCGCCUCUGUCGUGCUGCAGGCCAUUCUCUAUCCCUGGUUUAUGGGCACACUAUCAGAUGUAAAGACCAAUGCCCAGUUGCUGAACAGUCGUGUGGACAACAUCAGCACCCUGAGUUCUGAAAUUAAGAGGAAUAGAGGCGGCGUGAAGGCAGCUGGCAUUCAGGUCCAGAUGGUGAAUGCUAGCCUGGAUUAUGUGCAUUCUCAGAUCCGGAGGCUGGAAACCGGUAUGAAGGCAGUCAAUGCACAGAUCCAGAUGUUAACAAGAAGUUGGGAGGAAGUCUACAGCUUAAAUGCCCAGCUCCCAGAAUUAAAAAGAGAUUUGGAUAAAGCCAGUGCAUUAAAUGUAAAGAUUCGAGGACUCCAGAGCAAUUUGGAGAAUAUCAGCACGUUACUCAAACAGCAAAAUGACAUUCUACAGAUGGUUUCUCAAGGCUGGAAGUACUUCGAGAAGAACUUCUAUUACUUUUCUCAUGUCCCAAAGACCUGGUACAGCGCCCAGCAGUUCUGUGUGUCCAGGAAUUCACAACUGACUUCGGUGACCUCAGAUAGUGAGCAGGAGUUUCUGUACAAAACAGCAGGUGGACUUCCCUACUGGAUCGGCCUGACCAAAGCAGGGACUGAUGGGGACUGGUACUGGGUGGAUGAGACUCCAUUCAACAAGGUCCAGAGUAUGAAGUUCUGGAUUCCAGGUGAGCCCAACAAUUUGGGGAACAAUGAACACUGUGCCAAUUUAAAGAUGUCCUCACUUCAGUCAUGGAAUGAUUCCCCCUGUGACCAUCCGUUCCUUUUCAUCUGUAAACGUCGCUAUAUUCCAUCAGAACCAUGACAGGACUGACUCCCAAGUUGGCACUUUGA